AUGGUUGAGAGCAGCCCGAUGGGCAAAACUCGCACAAAGCAAAGCUGCAAGCGUUUGGGAAGGCAGCUGUCAGGGAAAGCCACCCUUGGUCACCAAGCAAGUAACACCAAUAGGGCUGGGGUUGACUUAGAGAAACCUCGGGAAGAGCGGUCCGGCGAGCGGCGCCACCGAAGGUACAGUCAUGUUGGGCCUCUUUCAGGUCACCAGCGCAGACACGCCUCGGCCGCUGCGCCUCCCGCCUCCGGGCGGUUCCCCCGCACCUCGGUACCGCCGCAGCCUCCCGCACUGCACGCCGGGAACGGCCUACCUCCACUUCUCAGAGACAUCAACGUCCUAAAAGUCCCGGCCUCCAAGCAGAACUGCAUUUUGGGAUUUGGAGUCCUCAUCUCACGCCUUCACUUCGUCCUUAACACACAGUGCAGCGAACUCGCGGGGGAAUCUGAACGUAAAGCAUCACCCACGGUCGUGAAAUGCAGGCAUCGCUAG
Messenger RNA from Rangifer tarandus platyrhynchus (Svalbard reindeer), 486 nucleotides. The record is from the annotation of a GenBank genome assembly. NCBI's taxonomy places the organism in Eukaryota, Metazoa, Chordata, Mammalia, Artiodactyla, Cervidae.